GACUGAUUGACACGUGGCGCUUCAUAAAUAAAGGCUUUCAAAAUUUAGAAUCUACAAAUGGGUGGGUUAAGACAAAAAAUAAUAAAAGGGGGAGGGGGGGAGUUGACGGACACCUUUUAUCUUGCCCUAUCCCGCACGUCACAAAGGAGGAAAGUCGAGGACCAGGGAGGGGAAAGGACUAACUCGAGACACAAAACUAGUUCUGGCCGGGGCCAGGUCAGACCCCUGCAUCUCCCACCUCCUUAGCCCCAUGCUUUUUUCCUCCAUCCAAGGUUGUGGCCAGAGCUCUGGCUUUGUAGCCAGCUAGGCCAGGGGCAGGAGGUCAAGCACUCAGACUGACAGGCACACGGUAUCGUGGGGAACAGCAGCUGAGCCCGGUCUGGCCAAGGCCACCACGAAGGAUUCAGACUGGCUAUCUGUGCUUUAACUGGAAGGAAAUAGGCUACAGGGAGAGGCCCUAACCCCCUGCAUCUCCCUGGGAGACAGCUUUGGCCAGUUUCUGAGGUCCUUGGUGAUACCAGGAGGAAAACAAAGAAACUGAGGCCUAGGGCUUCCUGUCCCACCUCUCAUUUUUCCUGCUGCCCCAGAUAGCCAAAAUUAAUAUUUAUGUCUAACCACAUAGUUAAUUUUAUGUCCAGCCACCUGGCUUCCUCAGGUGGAUUCUAUGCCUCCAGCCAGGUUUCAGGGCCAUCUCUUAGCCUAGUUGCUCCCAAGCAGGGGCUGCUGGGCCCUUGUUGAAUGAACAAGUCAACCUUGGUCACACUGAGCCAGCGGGCAGAGGACAGAGCACUGCGUUGGGAACCGAGUAUCCUGGGUUAUAGUCCUGGCUCUGCCAUUCGCUGGCUGUGUGCCCUGGAACAGAUCACUCUCCUUCUCUGGGCCUCUAUUUCCUCAUCUCUACAUCAUAAGGGCUGGGUCAUAUGAUCACUGAGGGAUUUUCUGGCUCUGAGAACCUAGAAGUCUAGUGGAUUCAGGAGGAGGUGGCUGGGAGAGGAGAGGGCAGUGACAGCCCCGGUCAGUGCUCUGACAGGCAGCGGCUAGAGUCUCAUGAUCGGGGGAUGAGUUCUGGCUGGAAAACAGAUGAAGGGACGGGGCCGUGCUGACCCUGGGCCAGGUACUUGGAGAAGCAUCUGGCUCCCCCGGCGUCACACUCCUAUUGCCACUGGGCCACGUCCGUCUCGGAGCAGUGCCCGAGGAUGCAACCCCUAGUGGAACGCUCCCCUCUCGGGGCCUCAGUUUCCCAUCCCGGUCACCCUUCCUGGGUGAUGAAUCGGCUCUGAGGCAUCGGAAUGAGCGAUGAGUCAGAAAGUCCUCGAGGCCUGGGCCAACUCACAAGGCCUCUCCAGCCCUUUUCAGCUAUAAAACAGAGAUCGUCAGAAGAAUGGCCUUGUGGAAGUUUUUCAGGAUUAAGGUUCAAAAUGUGUCUGGAGGGCUAUGGCCACGCGGCACCCAGCACGGAUGGCGGCAAGGUGUUCUGCAUGUUCUACGCGCUGCUGGGCAUCCCGCUCACGCUCGUCAUGUUCCAGAGCCUGGGCGAGCGCAUCAACACCUUCGUGAAGUACCUGCUGCACCGCGCCAAGAGGGGGCUGGGCAUGCGGCGCGCCGACGUGUCCAUGGCCAACAUGGUGCUCAUCGGCUUCUUCUCGUGCAUCAGCACGCUGUGCAUCGGCGCCGCCGCCUUCUCCUACUACGAGCACUGGACCUUCUUCCAGGCUUACUACUACUGCUUCAUCACACUCACCACCAUCGGCUUCGGCGACUACGUGGCGCUGCAGAAGGACCAGGCGCUGCAGACGCAGCCGCAGUACGUGGCCUUCAGCUUCGUGUACAUCCUCACGGGCCUCACGGUCAUCGGCGCCUUCCUCAACCUCGUGGUGCUGCGCUUCAUGACCAUGAACGCCGAGGACGAGAAGCGCGACGCCGAGCACCGCGCGCUGCUCACGCGCAACGGGCAGGCGGGAGGGGGCGGCGGCGGCGGCGGGGGCGGCGGGGGCGCGGGCGGCAGCGCGCACACCACGGACACCGCCUCGUCCACGGCGGCGGCGGGCGGCGGCGGCUUCCGCAACGUCUACGCCGAGGUGCUGCACUUCCAGUCCAUGUGCUCGUGCCUCUGGUACAAGAGCCGCGAGAAGCUGCAGUACUCCAUCCCCAUGAUCAUCCCGCGGGACCUCUCCACGUCCGACACGUGCGUCGAGCAGAGCCACUCGUCGCCGGGAGGGGGCGGCCGCUACAGCGACACGCCCUCGCACCGCUGCCUGUGCAGCGGGGCGCAGCGCUCCGCCAUCAGCUCGGUGUCCACUGGCCUGCACAGCCUGUCCACCUUCCGCGGCCUCAUGAAGCGCAGGAGCUCCGUGUGAACGCCCUGCGGGGCCUGGAGCGCCUGGGGUUGCGGGGCCGGGGGAGGGAGGGGCUCCUGCCGGGAGGAGCAGCCGGGGUGGGUGAGGAGACCCCAUGGGACCCUCCCCACACCCCUCACCACCCUCCUCCAGCCGCGCCCCCCCCCCGCCCCCCAUCUCCCGACUGUGCCUGCUCGCACCAGCCGGCAGGAGCCCGGGCUCUGAGGAUGUUUCAGGACAUCCGCGCCCUGCAAAUUCCGAGAAAUGUGAAAUGUGGGGGGUGGGGGGUGGGGGAGGGAAGGCAGAAGCUGGGAGCCUCCCAUCCCUCUGGAAAUCUAAGGAGCUCCCUCCGUUCUCAGAGGCCCUGCUGGUACCCAGACCACCCCCCACCCCCCCUCCUCCAUCCGGAGGAAACUUCGUGUUCUGUGUAAGUUUGCAUCUCUAUUUAUACCUCUGUCCUGCCAGGUCUCCCACCUUCCCCAGGCUCCAAAAGCCAGGGUGUCUUUGUUCAGGUCACCCCCACUCAGCCCCACUCCCCUUCCUCAUCCCCAGCUGUGUCUCCCAGCCUCCCACUACCUUUUGUGUUGUUUUGCAUGGCUUUGCAGUUAUGAAGAAAGUGGAAACCCAGCAGUCCCUAAAGCUAGUCCCCAGAAGGCAGGCAGACUGAAGCAAGGACAGGCAGGCUGCAGGAGGGACAGAGGAGGGAGGGGGAGAUUGUGGCCCUCUGGUCUGCAGGGCAGCCCACGGGGAGGUGAGAGUUAACUGGCCUCCAGCCUCCCGACACUGCCCUUAGAAUCAAACAGAAAACUUCAUACCUGCCGUCCCCAGCCGCUGCUGACAAUGACCAACUCUUACAUCUGUGGAAUGAGUUUCAGCCUCUGAAACCCUGCCCUGACUACCCAUUCAUCUGAUUCUCACAGUACCCGGUUAGGUCAGCAAGGCAGGAGUUCUCAUCCUCACUUUACAGGGGACACUGAGGCCCAGACAGGUGAAGUGACUUGCCCAAGGUGGCACAGACAGCAAAAGGCACAGGGGAACAAGAACCCAGGCUGCUGCUUCUGAGUUUUGGUGCCCUUUCCUCCUGACCACCCUGCCCACUGUUGAAAGCAGAGCUCCUGCCGGGUGCACCCAGGCACUGCGUGAGCCAGCACUGGGACUUAGCCUCGACUCCACUUGGCCAGGAGGCAGGGGCUCUGAAUGGACCCCUGAGGCCGAGUAGGACCCCCUCAGUGUCCGGACUGCCUGCUUACAAACAGGGAAGCAGGGCUGAGAGGCUCAUGGAAAAAAGGGCAGGAGCCAAGGGCUCUAGGGGUUUGGGAAUCGGGCAGAAUGAACUAGAGAACUGUCGGGCAUAUCCAAUUGGGACCUUAUCCCUGGCUCACAGCCAGUGUUGGUGCCUGUGUCCCAAGUAGCUAGAGAUAAAUUAAGGCUGCAGCAAGGAGCGCCCCUCUCCGGUAGGGAGUUUGGACCUGGUGUGCCCACUACCUACCCCACCUGCAACCCAGAAACCCAGGUGCAGAGCAAGCAGACCGAGGUGACGCCCUAGACUCCACAGCUGGAGCUGGUACCGUGUCUCAGGACAGCAUCAGAGGUGGGUGAGGGGCGUCUCCCCACUCAGAACUGCCCUCCUAUGUCAUUGCCAUGGCGGCUCCCUAACCCUGCUGAGCAAGGCCAGCCCUGGUAUUCAGGGAUGCUGGAGUGGGGGUCCCACAGGGUGGUCAGCCUCAGCCGCGCCCCAGCCUCUGGGAACCCCUAAGAGAGAAGAAGUCUGGCCUGUGUGUGAGUCCUGUCUCAGCGUGGAGGAGCUCGCCGCCCAGGUGCCAAGAAGAGGGCCCAGGACCCAGGGGUGACCUCUGUGUUUAUGUGUGGGGCUGGGGGACAGUGCCGGCUGCCUCUGUCCCAUGUGUGACCCUGCCCUCGAGGGGUCCUGUCCCGUCAGUCCCGAGGGAGCCACAACCAAAGUUGCAGGGAGAUGGCGAGGAAGGAGGCCAAAUGGUCUCGAGCAGAGCAUGGCAGGCUGCUCGGCCUCCAGCGGGCCUUUCCCAGGGAACUAGAAGGCCAGAGUGGCUUCCCCCCUCACCCCCUCCCCCACUGCAGGCAGCCUUUCUGCUUCCCCAAUGCCUUAUGCCUGGGCACACUGCCACAGAAUAUGCAAUACAUGUGGGUGCCCCCGCGCCCACACCCCCACCCCGGGCAGCCCCUGGACCCCAAAGGCUGCAGCUGCCACGGCCUUCCUUCAGCCCCUCCUGCCUAUCUGUCUUCACAAUGAGAAUGGCGCCUAAUAAAUGCUGUCCAUGGAGACCAGG
Molecule: messenger RNA, 4642 nt
Organism: Felis catus (domestic cat)
Lineage: Eukaryota; Metazoa; Chordata; Mammalia; Carnivora; Felidae
Gene: KCNK3
Product: potassium two pore domain channel subfamily K member 3
Exons: 3
Coding region: 1290-2357 (355 amino acids)
Biological process (GO): stabilization of membrane potential; potassium ion transmembrane transport
Cellular component (GO): membrane
Molecular function (GO): potassium ion leak channel activity; open rectifier potassium channel activity
Source: RefSeq, a predicted model, not a curated record